This is a messenger RNA of Huiozyma naganishii CBS 8797, 687 nucleotides long. RefSeq lists its product as uncharacterized. Lineage: Eukaryota; Fungi; Ascomycota; Saccharomycetes; Saccharomycetales; Saccharomycetaceae. The transcript has a single exon. The record is from RefSeq and is a predicted model, not a curated record. Bases 1 to 687 code for a protein of 228 amino acids.
AUGGAUGACCCGUAUAAGAGAUCUCCUAAUAGAGUGAAACGCAGACUACUUUCACCAAGAACGGGAAGUCAACUUGGUGAACCAGCGAAGAGAAGAUCUCCAUACGAAAGUCCCCAAAAUCGGCCUCAUUGGUCGGAAAAGACAUCGCCGCUUCUUUCAAACAGGGGGGGCGUGCAAUCACAACAAAUAUCCAAAAAAUCAAGCCACCAUACUUCGCCUUUGAGACCGGAUUCGAACAAGUUAGAAACCAGCUUACUCGGGAACACAUCUCCAAUACGAGCGAAAAAUAUCUUAUCCAAAUUGAGGGAAGAAGUGAGCAAAAUAGAUAGGCUGGACUCUACCAAUUCACCAUACAAAUCAGCUUUGAAGUCCCCGCGACGUCGAAUAAGCCCAGUGAGAAAAUCUGUCAAAUUUGAAGUAAAAUCAGAGGACAGUACGAGCAACGCAUUGAUUUCAACCACACGGGAUCGACUAUCUCAUGAUGAACAAAAUAAGCUCAGUGUUAGUCGCAAUACUAAUCUCUCACCUAUUGACGAGAAACCAUUGGCAAGUAACGAUAUUCUACAAGACAUCCUAACAACACUAAACGCAAUGAUGAUGAAACAAGACAAAUUGUUGACGCGACAGAAUGCGCUGGAGGCAAAGAUAGACAGUUUAAUAAUAAAGAAGGAGAAGCAAGAUCGAUAG